This is a messenger RNA of Baudoinia panamericana UAMH 10762, 1641 nucleotides long. RefSeq lists its product as uncharacterized. The transcript is spliced from 2 exons. The record is from RefSeq and is a predicted model, not a curated record. NCBI's taxonomy places the organism in Eukaryota, Fungi, Ascomycota, Dothideomycetes, Mycosphaerellales, Teratosphaeriaceae. The coding region runs from base 223 to 1578 and encodes 451 amino acids.
UGACCUACGGCAUUCAGUCGCGCUGGAAAACGGGUCGUCCCCCAUCUCGUUGGCCGUACCGUGCAAAGUCGUGACCGCACUUUUCGAAGUUUGGAAGGUCGAUAGAAUGACAAGUAAAGGUAUCAUCUCUGUAUCUCUUUGAUCAUCUACUUCCACUCAAAGACACUUGGUCAAGGCUUGAUUUAUGACCUUUCGUAUCCACAACGCCAUGAGCGCGGCGAAAUGGCGCACGACAAAGCCGACUCUGCACACGUAGAGCAUCCCGAGCAUGAAGCCGCGCUCGCAGGAGCUCUCGCCCUCGCCAACCUCUUCAGCAACUGUGUCGAAGCCUUCGGCCUAAUACACCCUUCCCACAAGUCGGAGAAGGAAGAGCAACUCCUCCUCUCACGACUUGGUCUCCAGCAAGCUCGUCUGCUAAUAUGGGGCGACAUUGUGGGAGUCUCCUCGCCACCCAAGAACGUCACGGAUCGCGCAGUACCCAAGCAUCCUAGUGCGCAGUAUCCUGACCUCAAUGAGCCCACCUUCUUCGGCCCACGGGACACGAGGUUGGAUGAGGAGAAGACGAGGACGGAGAUCGAGAAUGCAUUAAGUGCGAUCGUGGACCGCUCAUCAGGACAGAGUCGGGAGCAGAUGAUGGAGAAGUACGGCCUGAAGCCGCCCAAGCGCGCCCUCGCAACGCAGAUCGAGCCGGCGCUGGACAUUCAGCGGCUGGAUGGGUUCCGGGAGCGCUUCGCGCUGCUCAAGGAGGUUGUGGAGGAUUACGCGCAACUCAAUACGCGGCGCAGCAACUCGAUUGUGCAGACGAGUUGGAUGAUUGCGGACUCUACGCGCUUUGGGCGCUUCAUCACGCUCACGCAGGAAAAGGUGGAUUACCUGAUCACUCUCAUGGAUAUCAAGGAGCGGGUGGACCGAGCCAUGCGCAUAGACAUACGAUCCCUCGGUUGGCAUCUCGCCGCUGACCGACAGCGAGUCGCACUCGAUGCGUCGAAGCUGAGGCUAUUGCAGGAGCAUUGCAGGACCGAAUAUCCGGAGUACCUCGACGCCGUGCAGCAAGCGUUGAACAACAUCCAGCGAGAGACGCGCGAGAAUGCGCCGGUGGUCAACCCGUACGCCGCAGCGCCGAGGACGGAGAAGCCACUCUUGCCCAAGUCUUCUCACACUCACGCGAACGGUGAGCGGGGGAAGCAGAAGCCGCCCAGCAUCUUCAGCAGACUCACGUCGUUUGGCAAGUCGAAGGAUAAAGUGCCGCAGAAAGGGCGAGCUCAGAGCAUUGACGCCGCGAUGUCGGAUCCGCCGCGCUCGCUUUCGGAUGCUGGUCCGACUCGCUACGAUGCUGAUGACGAUGGUGGGGCGCUUGAGCCGAUUCGGUCGAAGUCUGUGGGCCAUAUCAUGGAAGGCGGGGAGAUGGGCGCGUUGGAUGAGGACUUCAUUAAUAACCGGUUGGCGCAGAUGCGAACAACAGAUCCGGCAAAGGAGCCGUUGGAGAAUACUGAUUCGCUUGCCGGUCAGAUCAGCAGGCAUGAUCAGUAUCAUGGCAUUGCUAGAACGCAGACGAAGGAUCUGAGGCAAGGGUGGUGAUUUUGUCAUAUCGGUGAGGGUGAUAACUGCAACGAAGAGAUCGCAAGCGUCGUGAGGUCAUGU